Molecule: messenger RNA, 1506 nt
Organism: Rosa chinensis
Lineage: Eukaryota; Viridiplantae; Streptophyta; Magnoliopsida; Rosales; Rosaceae
Product: protein phosphatase 1 regulatory inhibitor subunit PPP1R7 homolog
Exons: 6
Coding region: 401-1090 (229 amino acids)
Molecular function (GO): protein binding
Source: RefSeq, a predicted model, not a curated record
AAAAUAACAACAGAGCCCGAAAAACGCAUCCUCUUACCAUUUUCCUCUAUGGACGACCAGGCGCAACCACCACCGCCGAAUCACGAUGAUCCGACGGCCGAGAACGACGGCGAUCCUUCCUCCACCGUCCUCGAUCUCACCAGCUUCCAACUCCACGACCUCCACUCGGUCGAGUUACCGCCGAGUCUCACCGAGUUAGACCUCACCGCCAACCGCCUCUCCUCCUUGGACACUCGCAUUGGAACCCUCUCCAACCUCACCAAGCUCUCCUUCCGCCAGAACCUCAUCGACGACGCCGCCGUCCAACCGAUCUCCGCCUGGACCGCCCUCUCCGGCUCGAGGUUCCUCCUCAAGCAAAUUCAACACAAUUUUUUUUUCUGUGUGUGGAAUCAAAUUGAAUAUGAAUAUGUAUUUGAUUGUGCAGGAGUUGGUGCUGAGGGAUAAUAAGCUGAACAAAAUACCCGAUGUGAGCAUCUUCAAGAAGCUUCUGGUCUUCGACGUCUCUUUCAAUGAGAUUACAUCGUUGCAGGGGCUUUCCAAGGUCUCCAGCACCCUCAAGGAGCUCUAUGUCUCCAAAAAUGAAGUUACUAAGAUUGAGGAGAUUGAUCAUCUGCAUCAGCUUCAAAUUCUUGAGCUAGGUUCGAACCGGUUAAGGGUGAUGCAGGGUCUCGAAAAUAUGACAAAGUUAGAAGAGCUAUGGCUGGGACGGAAUCGUAUAAAGGUAGUUAAUUUAUGUGGGCUGAAAUGCAUUAAGAAGAUUAGCUUGCAAAGCAAUCGGUUAACUUCUAUGACUGGAUUUGAGGAAUGUGUUGCGCUUGAGGAACUGUACUUGAGCCAUAAUGGGAUUUCCAAAAUGGAAGGCCUCUCAACCUUGGUUAACCUGCGUGUGUUGGAUGUAUCUAAUAACAAGCUAACAUCAGUGAAUGAUAUCGAACACCUAACAAUGUUAGAAGACCUGUGGCUUAAUGACAACCAGAUAGAGUCAAUUGAAGGUGUUGCUGAGGCUGUUGUUGGUUCGAGAGAGAAGCUGGCUACUAUCUAUCUCGAACACAAUCCAUGUGCAAAAAUCCAAACUAUUCCACUGCAUUGAAAAAAACCUUCCCGAACAUACAGCAGAUUGAUUCUAAUAUAUUUGCUUAAAAGUUAUGGUGGCUUCAGUUUGUCAACAUGAUUUCUACGAAGGCACUGGAAAUCUAUUGCUGCAAUACAGGCCGAUGUCCAGGAUUCUUGCUUCACAUGACUAAUUUGACGGAUGGCCGGUGCCAAGAGGAUAUGCUCUAUAAAGUAGUUGCUAGAGUUUAUAAUGUUGACUGAAUUUUCAUGUUAUUUAGACCACCUCCUUGUCUUACGAUGCUCCUUUUCCUUUCUGACUAAUUCUAAGAGGUGAAGUUGAGACUUUAGAUUUUCGUAUAUGACUUUCUGAUUGUAUUGUCUUGCAAUUGUGAGAUCUCAAAUUUUCAACUUAUGAAUGUAUCAAAGCUUUUACUUCUUCCCUUGGGAUGUGAA